AUGGGUCGUAGUGUCGUGCCUGAAAUGCAAACAUUGCCUCAGAUAUCAUCAAAAUAUUUAUAUUGUUUCGAUAAAGAGGCUAAUUUACAAUGGAGCCAACCAUAUAGCAAAGUAAAAGCUGUGUGUAUCAAACUGGAUGAAUUGAUCGAUAUAAUUCGAGCCGAUCAAAAUAAUCUAGGCAAAAACGAAGAAGUUCUGGCAAUGGACAUUUUAGAUUGA
Rotaria socialis is the source of this 219-nucleotide messenger RNA. The record is from the annotation of a GenBank genome assembly. Lineage: Eukaryota; Metazoa; Rotifera; Eurotatoria; Philodinida; Philodinidae.